Messenger RNA from Thamnophis elegans (Western terrestrial garter snake), 1682 nucleotides. RefSeq names its product deoxyribonuclease-1-like 1. Lineage: Eukaryota; Metazoa; Chordata; Lepidosauria; Squamata; Natricidae. The transcript is spliced from 9 exons. Gene Ontology annotation, biological process: DNA catabolic process. Gene Ontology annotation, cellular component: nucleus. Gene Ontology annotation, molecular function: DNA nuclease activity. The record is from RefSeq and is a predicted model, not a curated record. Bases 171 to 1106 code for a protein of 311 amino acids.
GCAGCCCUGGAUUGGGAGGGCGGCGAGAAGUGGGAUUGACUUGGCGCUGGCGGUCGCCGAACUCCAUGUAAACUCCAGUAAAGCGCUUGGCGGUCGAAGGGAGGCAGCGAGGACCGGGUGCAUGAAGCAGGAUCUCAUCGCCCAAACUUGCGGAACUGGAUCCCUAAGGAAUGGAAACGCCUCACUCUCUGCCUGCCGUGCUGCUCCUGCUGCUAUGCUCAGGAGCAGCUGCCUUCCGGAUAUGUGCCUUCAACGCUCAACGCUUUGCUGAAGGAAAGGUGAACAAACCUAGAGUUGUGGACAUACUUGUUAAGAUCUUGGCUCGCUGUGAUAUUUCAGUCUUACAAGAAGUGAUGGAUGCAAAAGGAAAGGCAGUGCCUGCUUUGAUGGAUGCCUUGCGCCAGUUUGAUGACCUACAUAGCUACAGUCACCUCACCAGCCCUUUGCUAGGACGUGGAAAUUAUCAAGAACGAUAUGUAUACAUAUACAGGAACCAGAAGACUCGGAUACUGGAUCACUAUACAUAUGAAGACCUGCAUCCAGAUCGACCGGAUGUCUUUGCUCGUGAACCCUUUAUCGCCCGUUUCAGCACGGCAAACAAAGAGCUUCCAGAGCUGGUGCUGAUCCCACAGCACACGAUGCCAUCCAAGGCAGAAGCUGAAAUCGAUGCUCUCUAUGAUGUUUUCCUGAAUGUUCAGGAACGCUGGGCCACAGAGGACAUGAUUUUUUUGGGUGAUUUCAACGCGGACUGUGGAUACGUGGCCAAGAAACGUUGGAAAGACAUCCGCCUGCGCCAGAAACCUGGCUUUCAUUGGCUCAUAGGAGACAAAGCUGACACCACUGUUCGAGAGAAGACCCACUGCGCUUAUGACAGGAUUGUGAUUCAUGGUGAACGCUGCCUGGAUGCUGUUGUGCCUGGAUCAGCUCAGCCAUUUGAUUUCCCCAAGGAAUUUGGGCUUUCUGAGGAAGAGGCCUUAGAGAUCAGUGAUCAUUAUCCUGUAGAGGUGGAACUUGUCUCAUCCUGUAAGAAGCUCCAGCCAGAUAGUUUAGCUGGUCUUGUGCUGCUGACUAUAGUUGUGAUAUCAGACUCAAGAUAUGGCAUAUGAAGGAAGAAGAUGGCUGUUGUGCUAGUCCUAGAACAAUACCGACGGAGGCUUACCAAAAGGGUACUUAUUACUCUCACAACAGCACUUGAAUCAAUUAUGUUGACUCUAGAUUCAGCUUCCAUCUGUGGUGAGUCUCUGAUGUUCUGACAGUAAGUUCUGGGAAAGCCUGGGAAAUGGAUCCCUCCUCAGUCAACGGGAGUGCUGAUUUCCCACCAGCUUAUCAAGUACUUAGGAGGGGAGGGCUUGACAGCUCAAGGAAACAACAGCCAAUGGCUUAAUAGCCAGCCAUCAACUUCCCAGUCAACAACUUAAAAGCUACUUUCAACUGGGCACCAUAUAAAUACCACACAGAGAACAGCUGAAAGUACACACUCUACUAGAGAGACAUUCCCUGAGGAUGGGCUUCAACACAAGUCUGAAAGCUUGGAAGACUAAACCUCCGGUCCCAGUAACCAACCCAGAUUGGAUCCUGCAAAAGUAGGCUCUCCCCAAAGUACCUACUUUUGGAUCAGUGGUGGGUUCCUACCAGUUCGCACCUAUUCGGUAGAACCGGUUCGUCAAAUCUACCGAAUCGGU